AGCUGUUAAUUUUUGAAAAAAGUAAAGAAGUGAAACUGAUCAAUUUCUUACACGUGCUCAAAAUCAAAUCAUGAGCUUGAAAAUAUUCAAUACCAUUUCAACAGCUACCAUUUCGCAGAAAAAAGAUUAAGUAGGUAGGUACUUGAAAUAUUGAUUGCAUACGAGCAGAUACAAAGUACCGAUAUCAAAAUGAACUAGCCUUGAUUUGCUUCAAAAAGGGUACACGAUGUGUCAGUAUUUAAAUUCAUAGCAUCAUAGGUAGUUUUAGAAACAGAAGAAACUUCGAAAUGCAAAUGUACAUUCAUAUUGCUUCACUAGUGUUGACUUUAUUUAUAUUUUGCACGAGAAAACUGAAUCAUAAAUCCUCAACCAUAUUGAUCAUUCUGUUCUCAAUUUCGACGUUUCAAAUUAUAACACAUUUCAGAACCAUCGUGAAAAAAGACCAACCAGAAAACACACCGCAAUCAUCGAGUAAAUCGUACAAAAAAUACGAAGAAACAGAAAAACCUCCAUUAAAAUGGGACUUUAAUGAAAGAUACGAAUACAACUACGAAAGAGGACUGAGAAUAUCGCCAUCAGCGUGGGAGUUUUAUGAGAAAUACUACGAUGAAAAAAAAUCAAGAACACCAUCGUCACCAUGGGACUUCGAUGAAAAUGAUCAAGAAGAAAUAAAACAACAAUUUGUAGUGUGGACAGCAUGGUUUGAGAUGUUUUUACCAAAUAAGCGUCAUUAUCUAGGACAUAUGCUCCAAUUAAUCGAAGAUGAAGACAUGACAGUGCCUCUGUUUUGCAUAUAUGUAGCUGAAUUGUACGUCAUUACCGAUAAGCUCAUGGAACGUAUAGAGCAACUCGUACUAGGCAAUGGUAGCAGGUACUCGAGCGCAGAACCUAAUGAACUGAAUCAAUUUCUAGACCAUCCGAAAUAUAUCAAAACGUGUAAAAUAAUGCAAAAGACAGAAGGAAAAUUAUCGUUUAAACUCGACGGCGUAGAAGAAAAGGAAAUACUAAUACUGUAUGAUGAUGAUGAAGGAGCGAAAUUUGUAUGCAAGGAAUUAUUGAAGUUCAAGAAUUUGAUGUAAGAAGGACAGGCAGACCAACAUGGAAGGUGAAAAGAAGCUUUCUGAUGUUUUUUGUGUUAUUUGAGAUCAUAAGAUGAAAAUUAGCCUUUAAUAAAUCAAGUAUUCACGCAA
This is a messenger RNA of Planococcus citri (citrus mealybug), 1190 nucleotides long. RefSeq lists its product as uncharacterized. The transcript has 2 exons. Lineage: Eukaryota; Metazoa; Arthropoda; Insecta; Hemiptera; Pseudococcidae. The coding region runs from base 288 to 1079 and encodes 263 amino acids. The record is from RefSeq and is a predicted model, not a curated record.